This is a messenger RNA of Penicillium malachiteum, 1986 nucleotides long. Its product is annotated as ATP-dependent helicase IRC3. The record is from RefSeq and is a predicted model, not a curated record. The transcript has 2 exons. The coding region runs from base 1 to 1986 and encodes 661 amino acids. Gene Ontology annotation, molecular function: hydrolase activity; DNA binding; ATP binding. Lineage: Eukaryota; Fungi; Ascomycota; Eurotiomycetes; Eurotiales; Aspergillaceae.
AUGGCGACGGAGCUUCAUCCUCUUUCGACUUGCUUUGCUACACGCAUGGAGUUCAUUCGAAGUUUUGGAUUGCUGUCGAUCUCGAGGAUAGGGAGGAGGCUACCAAGCAGACCUCCGGUGCUUCAUUGUCGGCACAAUGUACGGCUGAAGUCGACUUUGCCUCCCUCAUUACCGGGCUCCAGUAUUGUUCUCCGUGACUACCAGGAGGAAUGUAUUCAGUCAGUGCUGAAGUAUCUGGGCGAAGGCCAUAGACGCCUCGGAAUAUCCCUAGCCACGGGAGCAGGGAAAACAGUUAUUUUCACACAACUUAUUGAUCGAAUUCCUCCGCGCGAUGCAAGAGCGACGAAGACCAUGAUUAUUGUUCAUCGACGGGAACUGGUUGAACAAGCAGCGAAGCAUUGCCGCCUUGCCUACCCAGACAAAACUGUGGAGAUUGAAAUGGGCAAAAACGUAGCGACGGGGCACGGCGAUAUCAUCAUCGCAUCUGUACAAACACUCGCGCGAGGGCGUAUAGGCAGAUUCGACCCUCGAGCUUUCAAAUUGAUUCUAGUGGAUGAGGCGCAUCAUAUCGUGGCACGUUCAUACCGCGAUGUGUUGGAGCAUUUCAGCCUCAAUGAACCUACCCUAGGUGCACCGGUACUGGUUGGAGUCUCGGCAACAUUUGCACGGUUCGAUGGGUUGAAGCUUGGUGCUGCGAUUGACCACAUUGUGUAUCAUAAAGACUAUGUGGACAUGAUCGGUGACAAAUGGUUGGCAAAUGCAGUUUUCACGACAGUCAAGUCCGAGGCGAAUCUCACGAAUGUCAAGAAAGAUAAGUUCGGGGAUUUUGCCCUUGGAUCGCUUUCAGAGGCUGUUAACACUGCCAAUACGAACAAUAUCACCGUUCGGGCAUGGCUGGCCAAUUCCGAGGGUCGGAAAUCCACAUUGGUCUUCUGUGUGGAUGUUGAACAUGCCAAACAACUAACAGCGACGUUCCGUGACCACGGCAUUGACGCUCGCUAUAUCACUGCGACCACACACAAAAACACUCGUUCUGAGCAACUCGAUGCUUUUAAGAAUGGGGAAUUCCCCGUCUUGUUGAAUUGUGGGUUGUUCACAGAGGGCACUGAUAUCCCGAACAUUGACUGCGUACUACUGGCACGACCAACCAGGUCAAGGAACUUGCUCAUUCAAAUGAUCGGGCGUGGCUUACGACUAUUUCCUGGGAAAGAAGAUUGCCACAUAAUCGACAUGGUCGCAUCCCUUGAAACUGGAGUUCUAUCAACUCCGACCCUUUUCGGUCUCCAUCCAGAUGAGGUUUUGGAUAAGGUCGGUGUGAACGAAAUACAGGAAGGUCGCCAAGAAGAAAAAACUGCGGAGCCCAUCAACACUACACCUGAAGAUGAAACAAAUGACAACGUAACUCUGAAGUUCACCAGAUACGAUAGUGUCUACGACCUCUUGGAAGAUGCACAGUCAGAGCGACACAUCAGAUCCCUCAGCCAGCAUGCCUGGGUACAGAUAGAUGCCAAGAAAUAUCUUCUAUCAGAUUCAUCAGGAUGGUUAACCAUCGCAGAUGGGGAAAAUGGGUUUACAGUCCACCAUGUCCUGAGAUUUAAUGACCCAACAUCUGAGAAACUCCAGUUCACCCGUCCACGACUGAUCGCAUCGGGUCCGGACCUGGAAACCGCCGUGCGAGCUGCAGAUACAUUUGCAGCAGACAAAUUUGAGAAACGAUACAUUUCAUCCCGACAGCCCUGGCGACAAAGUCCUGCUACCUCAGCGCAGAUUGCAAUGCUGAAUAAAGCGCGGAUCCGCGAUGGUCAACUGCGCGUCGGCGAUCUCACACGGGGACAAGCGGCUGAUAUCAUUACCAAGCUGAAGCAUGGUGGCAAGAAGCGAUAUAAAGAUAUUGCGGCUAAGAAACGCAAGGUGCAAAAGAAAGAGAUUGCUUUGAACGAGCUGCGACAGAGGACUGAUGUCAAGGUCGGACCAUUGCAAGGAUGA